GCUGUUUAUUUGAGCGGCGAUCGUCUCCGGGUGUGGAAGUAACCAGUCUGUCCAUCGAUCACGCGAAUCUCAUCUCGUCAUCUUCGCAUAGUUUUCGCCUCGUUGAAUCAUCACUCUCGGUUCUUGGAACGAACGAAUGUGACAACCUUUGCGCAAAACGUCGCAUAAGAAUCUCGCUUAAUCAAUUAAAACAGUCCUUUUGUGGAGAAAUUGUCGUUAUUGAAAAAUUCUGUUAACGUUUUCCAGAGGUCGGGGAAAACCGGUUCCUAAAGCAGAUUCACCUUUUUUUUUUGUAUCCAAGGUGAUGUGAUUGCUUGAUGCUGUGAAGAGUCUGUGUCCAGUGUGUUGAAGUUUCACAGAGAAAGAAGACAAGUGUAUUCGGUACCUUUGAAAUAGCAUAGAAACCAUGGCCUCGGAUAAAGAUCACGUUGAAAUUAAUAUUGAAGAAACCGCCAAAGAAGGCGAUUCCAAACCAGUGACCCCGCCGAUUGUGCCGGAAGUAAGCACGCUUGGCAAUCAGGAGGUUAAACCACCGAAAACCUCUACCACUGGUCGAGGACGUCAGCAGUUGAAACCAAGUGGCGGCACCACUAGCAGAAGCCGUUCCGGUAGCCGCUCACCCGGUCGCCGGACUCGCCGAGACACAACUUCCGCCCAGAACGAUGCCAUCCCGUUGCUGCCGAUGGACGAGGGAGGUCGACAGCCCAGACCAAGACCACCGAUCGCUGACCAAGAGCAGGAUGACGAGUCGGACGAUCGAUUGAACUUUGAUUCUGCCGAUUCAGCCUCCGGUGCUGGUGUCGAUGAUGGCUUAUGGCCGGGCAAACAGAACGAUAUUGGCCGGGAGGUGGGCCGAAGGUCACCCGGAAGGCGAAAUAGUCUCCCUCCUAAUCAACCGUUCGGACCAAUAGGACCAAUGGGACCACCGGUUGCACAUCCACUGGAUCGAGAGAUUCCCGAUGUGAACGUUUACCAGCAGAAGAAGAACCUUGCCCAAGGAAUGAUGGAUCUGGCGCUGCUCUCGGCCAAUGCAAAUCAGCUACGCUACGUGCUGGAGUCCUAUUCGAGGCAUCCCUAUUUCUACUUUAGUUUGGUGUUCAUCUCAACUAGCAUCAUCUGCCAGGUGGCCGUAGGCAUUGGGCUGAUCAUGAAGAGUCGCUACAACAUCAAAAGGGACGAAGAUUUCUGCAAAGCUGAUCGGCUCAACAAUAUGAUUACGAUUGGAAUUUUCCUCAUCACUUUGGUCAAUGUACUCAUAUCGGCAUUUGGGGUGGCCGAGCCAUCGAAACAAAGUGCGGUAUGAUCGGUGGACAAAAAACACACAUAUGAUUUUAUCAAAACUAGGCCAAUUGAUUGGAAGAGUUAUUUGGAUUUUACUUAGGGACCUUUUUGUACCCCAGCUUUUUUAAAACAAAAAAAAAACAAGGACCGUGUGGAAAAACGAAAACCAAAAUCAUGAAUUUAUCUUCUUGAACCAGUCAGUAAUCCAUUUUUAACGUGAUUUUGAAUGAAACGUUACGUUUUCGGUGAAAAAACAUAAAUUUAACAUCAAAAGUAACUACGUAAUUUGAAUCUUCAAAAAUUCUGAUAUAUUAGAGAUGAGCUCUAAGAAAAAAAAAUAAUCAAAAUUGAAUCCGCAAGUGCACUUUUACUGAUCGAAAAUUGAAUUUGAAUAUUUUAUCGAAUUUGAACUAUUUAUUAUUUUUGUCCAUCAUUUCAAUGGCAUCAGCGCAUUGCGCAAAAGUGGCGCAAAGGUAACAAGAAUAUUAUAUGUGUGGAUUUGCUAUUCUAGACACCAGCGAAUAUUUACAAAGACAAUCUCUUAAAUUAGCCUUAUAUUUUAGUGUUUCCCAGUGAUAUUGACUUUUAAGAUCUUAUAAUCACGAAUGAAUCUCUUCUUUAAAAAAUUUAUAAAUAAAAAU
Molecule: messenger RNA, 1922 nt
Organism: Uranotaenia lowii
Lineage: Eukaryota; Metazoa; Arthropoda; Insecta; Diptera; Culicidae
Product: ninjurin-A-like
Exons: 3
Coding region: 407-1303 (298 amino acids)
Biological process (GO): cell adhesion; tissue regeneration
Cellular component (GO): membrane
Source: RefSeq, a predicted model, not a curated record